Messenger RNA from Perca flavescens (yellow perch), 7033 nucleotides. RefSeq names its product adaptor related protein complex 1 subunit gamma 1 (gene ap1g1). The record is from RefSeq and is a predicted model, not a curated record. The transcript is spliced from 24 exons. Gene Ontology annotation, cellular component: AP-1 adaptor complex; Golgi apparatus; membrane coat. Gene Ontology annotation, biological process: intracellular protein transport; vesicle-mediated transport. Lineage: Eukaryota; Metazoa; Chordata; Actinopteri; Perciformes; Percidae. Bases 81 to 2558 code for a protein of 825 amino acids.
ACUCUCACUGUGGCGCUGCAUGGGAAGUUGCAGCCCUCAGUGCACCGGGGUUGUGCCUGUCAGCAGCUAAGAUAGCUAGCAUGAGAAUGCCAGCUCCGAUCAGACUGCGGGAGCUGAUCCGGACUAUCCGGACAGCACGGACCCAGGCAGAGGAGCGCGAGAUGAUCCAGAAAGAGUGCGCUGCUAUCCGCUCUUCCUUUAGAGAGGAAGACAAUACAUACCGUUGCAGAAAUGUGGCAAAGCUACUUUAUAUGCACAUGUUGGGCUACCCGGCCCACUUUGGGCAGCUGGAGUGCCUGAAGCUGAUUGCGUCCCAGAAGUUCACCGACAAACGAAUAGGUUAUUUGGGAGCCAUGCUGCUGUUGGACGAGAGGCAGGACGUCCACCUACUAAUGACAAAUUGCAUUAAGAAUGACUUGAAUCACAGCACACAAUACGUCCAGGGCCUGGCCUUGUGUACUUUGGGCUGCAUGGGUUCCUCAGAAAUGUGUCGUGACUUGGCUGGGGAGGUCGAGAAGCUGCUCAAAACAUCCAACUCCUACUUGAGAAAAAAAGCGGCGUUGUGUGCAGUUCAUGUCAUCAGGAAGGUUCCAGAACUUAUGGAAAUGUUCCUUCCAGCAACAAAAAACCUGCUGAGCGAGAAAAACCAUGGUGUUCUCCAUACAUCAGUUGUCCUCCUCACUGAGAUGUGUGAAAGAAGUCCUGACAUGCUGGCACACUUCAGAAAGAAUGAGAAGCUGGUUCCACAGUUGGUGAGAAUCCUGAAGAACCUAAUCAUGUCUGGAUACUCUCCUGAACAUGAUGUGUCUGGCAUAAGUGACCCUUUCCUGCAGGUGCGGAUUUUGAGACUACUGCGAAUUUUAGGCAAGAGUGAUGAUGACUCCAGUGAAGCAAUGAAUGACAUUCUUGCACAGGUUGCAACGAACACAGAGACGAGUAAAAAUGUAGGCAAUGCAAUUCUCUACGAGACUGUGCUGACUAUAAUGGACAUCAAGUCUGAAAGUGGACUGAGGGUCUUGGCCAUUAACAUACUCGGUCGCUUCCUUCUUAACAAUGACAAAAAUAUAAGAUACGUGGCAUUGACAUCUCUACUAAAGACGGUACAGACAGACCACAAUGCAGUGCAGAGGCAUCGGAGCACCAUUGUGGAUUGUUUAAAAGACCUGGAUGUGUCCAUUAAGAGACGUGCAAUGGAACUGAGCUUCGCCCUGGUGAAUGGCAACAACAUCAGAGGCAUGAUGAAAGAGCUGCUCUACUUCCUGGACUCCUGUGACCCAGAAUUCAAAGCAGACUGUGCAUCAGGAGUCUUUCUAGCUGCAGAGAAGUAUGCCCCGUCGAAAAGAUGGCACAUAGACACCAUUAUGAGAGUCCUGACAACAGCAGGGAGCUAUGUGCGAGACGAUUCUGUUCCCAACCUCAUCCAGCUCAUCACCAACAGUGUGGACAUGCAUGCCUACACAGUACAGAGACUAUACAAAGCACUCCUGGAUGACAUCUCGCAGCAACCUCUAGUGCAGGUGGCGUCCUGGUGCAUAGGAGAGUACGGGGACCUGCUAGUAUCCGGACAGUGUGAGGAGGAGGAGCCCAUCCAGGUGACUGAGGAUGAAGUUCUGGACGUGCUGGAAGGCCUCCUGGUGUCCAACCUGUCCACACCUGUGACCCGGGGUUAUUCCCUUACCGCCAUCAUGAAGCUGUCCACUCGGUUCAGCGGUGUUAACCGAAUCAAGAAGGUGGUUUCGAUUUAUGGCAGUAGCAUCGAUGUGGAGCUUCAGCAGAGAGCUGUGGAGUACAACGCACUUUUCAAGAAAUACGACCACAUGAGGCCAGCUCUCCUAGAGCGAAUGCCCAUUAUGGAGAAAAGUGCUUCUAAUGGCCCCACAGAGAUUGUACAGACAAAUGGGGAGACAGAACCCUCUGUGGUGGAGCCAAAACAUCUACCACCUGUCACCCAGCCAGUUAACCAGGCUAAUGAUUUGUUAGACCUACUGGGUGGUAAUGAUGUGGUACCAGUAAUCCAGAACACGAUGCCCACCAAGCCUGCCUCAGCUGGAGGAGAGCUGCUUGAUCUGCUGGGCGACCUCUCACUAAGUGGCGGCCCAGCCCCUGCUCCUGCUUCCUCUGUGCCCACUUCCCAACCCUCUUUCCUCAUGGAUGGCCUCUCCUCACAGCCCCUGUUUAAUGACAUUGCAGCUGCAGCUAUUCCUCCCAUGACGGCAUACAACAAAAAUGGUCUGAAAAUAGACUUCACAUUUGAGAGAGCUAAUCCCAAUCCGAACAUUGCCGUCAUCACUAUCCAUGCUUCCAACUCAACAGAGGCAGAUAUGACAGACUUUGUUUUUCAGGCUGCAGUACCAAAGACAUUCCAGCUGCAGCUCCUCUCCCCUAGCAGUAAUGUCGUCCCAGCACUCAACCAGGGAACUGUCACACAGGUCAUCAGAGUCCUCAACCCACAGAAGCAACAGCUACGAAUGAGGAUCAAGCUGACGUACACCCUCAAAGGCUCGCCUGUGCAAGACCUGGCUGAGGUUAAUAACUUCCCCCCUCAGUCCUGGCAGUGAUGAGCUGCUUCUGUUGCUCUUAAAAGCCCCCCACCAAGGGAACUAUGAAAACGAUUUUCCUUUCACCUCCCUCCUUUCUUCCAACGGAUCCCCCUGUGACGUCACUGCAGUCCGCUGCCCUCGAGUUGCAUGGGAAGCAGCAGAGCAUCUUAACACAGGAGAAAAAUGCAGAUGUUACGAAGACCCUAUUGACUAUUGACAUCACCAGAAUAAUUGGGAAAACAUAUCAAUCAAUGAACUUUCUCUUUUCUUUCUUAAUUGGUUUCCAUGAUGUCUUUUGUGUAGUAGUACUAUUUUCCACAUACACCCUCCACCCAGCACCAUUACCACCCACAAAAGCACAUAACUCACACCAUUUACUGUGGCACACUUACCCUCUCAAGUCAUUGUAGAGGAAAAAAAAGUGUUGCCCACUAUGAGCACUGCAGUAACCAUAGUUUUAUUCUGAUUUAUAAUUAAGCUAAAAUGCAGUUGAAACACUUGCUCCAUCAAUAUUUAUGAUUGGCUUUGCAUUCAGUUUUUUUGAUAUGAACCUUUUGUUUGAUGGCAGCAGAAAAAGCUUUGAAAGGUCUAUUUAGUGCAGUCAUAAACUUCUUGGAUACCUCCUUUUUUGACUCUGCAUAAUGAGUGAUAUAACUUGUCAGAGAGUUGUAUUCAUUUUGAAUUACAUUAAUUUGCUUAAAGCAUGUUUGAGCAUUGAUAGGAUCACAAUCACACCCCGACUCAAGCUCGGAGGGGAAUUUCUGGUUCUGGUAGUAUGCCCAGUUUGAUCAUCUGUGGCUGCUUUCAGAGAUUUCCCGCACAGCUCUCCUAAAAUCAUGUCAUCUGUAGUUGGUAGAUCUGUAUAAUAAAUUCAACAGUUAAUUGCUUUGCAUAGCUUGAAUAGGUUCAUUCAUUAGGAUGGAUAUAAUCCAGGCCUGAAAGUUAUCUGAAGAUAAGCUGAUUACAUUUGUGUUGGAGAUCUGCGUUUAAAGUUUUCCUGCAUCUGUGUCUUCACAGUCGAGCUAGGAAUUUAAAAUAUACAUUUCAGAUUUGUUUAACCUGGUUGAACCUAGUCACCAUGCACAUACAUGUAAAUGACGCUUGUUAUGAAUGUAGUUACAUGCACUGAAUGCUUUUUUUGCCCCACAAGUCUCUCUCUCAUAGCUGUCUUCUUUGAUGGGGAUGCUCAUCUUAUUGGCACUAUUUUUGUGAAAGUAUGUUUUAUUUCUGCAGUAAUUUGACUUAAUUAUUUAUGCCUGAUAUCAAAGUGAUGUGCCUUUCUGACUUGGCUAGAUAAAAGCCCCUGAACUAUUGAGUUCUGUAUGAGCUUCGUUUGUAAGUGUGCUUGUGUGCUGAUCGUGUUUUCAAUCGGAGGGAAAUGACCUUGAUGGAUUUGAAUUGGUAUAUCACUUCAUUUAAUAAGUUAAACUUUUCACUUCUAUAUCUCAGAAGUUAAUAAUCAUUCACGCACUAAUACCGGCCUGCCUGGAUGUCCACAGCAAUGUCUUUUUGUCUUCAUUUUGACAAAAAAUAUUUUUAGCUAUAUCCUUUCUUUCCCUAUAUAUUGUGUGGCAGACUUUCCAGUAAAAAUACCUGUUGGAUGUUAUUAAUAACAAGUCCUAAAACAGCAAAUCUCAAAUGUUAUGGCAGCUAAUAGAUAUUCCAUAGGCUGGCAUCAAGGUUUCAAGUGUUUUAAACAGUAUAAAUUGUACUAAAAUGAAAUAUAGUUAAGAUUUCCCCCCCACCCCCUCCUGUCAACAAACAAAGUGUGAGUUUGGAUCACUUAGUGAGGUACUGGGAGGGGUUGUUCUGUGCUGACUGUUAGUAUGGUUUCUUGGCUCUCGUCUUCUCUAAAUCAGAAUUCUGACCAUGCUGUCGGGGAUAGUAACCUUAAUACCUCACAAUGUUCUCUCUUUCUGUUAACGUUCAGUUGCAGUAGAUUGACAAAUUUGUUUAGUCAUGAAUUGCAAGCAAGGGGAGCAUCUGCAUGAGAGAAACUAAUGGUAGUUUGUACAUCUCAUUACUUAACAAGCUUAGCAGUCCUGCGAUGCUGUGUUGAGAUCCUCAGAUGUUUAAUCCGGCUGUAUACUUCUUUUCACUAUGCUUCACUGUCUUCUAACUUCUGUGACCAAAUCAGAGAGACUAUUGGCUUUGGAAAUAUUUUUGAGCUACAAUAUGUGUAUAUGGAGAAAAUUAUUUCAGUUUAACUUUUUUCUGUUCUUGACAAAUGCUAUAUUGGCUUUUUUUCUGUACAUAUUGAGGGCUUUUAUAAUUUUGUCUCUUGUACUAUCUUUCAUCAUUUUUUUAGAUACCAUUUUCUAAAAAUUCCUAUUAUUCACAAUGUGUGUUGUCUAAAUAGAUCGAGUCAACAUCAGUCUAUAAAGACCCCUGUAUGAUCACUCAUUCAUUGUAAACGAUAUAUGAUCUGCUGCCUGUACAUUGUAUAUAGUUGUAAAACAAACAAAAGCUGAUCAAAUUAAAUAAUGCCACAUGGAGAUAAAAGAGUAGCUAGGACGUAUAAUUGUAUGCAUAUAUGUACAAAAAGAACCUUUUAAAAGGAUGCAAUUGAGCUGCAUUUGAUUUACUAUUCUUCAUGAUCGGGUGUGUCAUCUUUACUUCUUUUACAAAUAUGGUAGGCUACUUGUCGGGGUUCCUUAUGAUGUAGAAAAAUAAGGGUUGGAGCCAUCUUAACAGAUGUCUAAUAGAUGUACUGUACUACUGAGAAACCUAAGCACAGUGCUGCGCAGCAGAAGUGGCACCUUGCUUCUCUGCCCCUCAAACGCCUCAUGUAUCCAUGCCCUCCAUCGAAGAGGAGCAGGCUUCUUGCCACGAUGUAACUCUGGCCUCAUGUUGUUUAGUGUUCUGCACUCUUGACAAUUUGAUCUAUUAAACUCCCUUCCACCUACAAUUUGCUUCGUGAAAUGAUGCCUAAGGGUCUUGACACAGUACCUCUCAUGGUUGCCUGGUUACCUUUUUUUUUUGUCUGCCACGUAGCACCUUCUUAAAAGCAUCAUGUCUCAACUAAGCAAGUCCACUACUUUUGGAGAUUUUGAACUUCACUGUGAUUUUAUUUUUCCCAGUAUGAUCCGUGGGUUUAAAUUAGAAUCGAAUUUUGUCUGGACGAGAGCUGCUAGAAGUUUUAUUAUGUGCUAAGUGGUUCCAGAUAUGUAUGUUGGAGCAGCAGUGUCCUUUUCUUUGUUCUGAACAGUACAGGGCUUUCUUUCGGCUUCCUUGGUCUCUUAUCGCUGAUGUUUGCCUCUGCGUGGCACAUCUUUCGGUUUCUCUCUGUAGUCACCAAUACAAGAGGCGGGGCUGUAGCGCAUCACGUCAAAUUCAUCUGAGCCCUCACUGUUUUUAAAUUCAACUUUACAUGGCAGGAUAUAAGGGAGGAAUGCAAUGGAAGUUUGUUUUUGUUUUUCCUGUUAGGACAUUUUUGAUUUUGUUUGUGGAGUGCUGCUUUAUAAGCCCAAGCAAAACUGAGACAAGCCUGUGCUACAAGCUGAUAACCACAAGGGGGAGCUGUGCAAAACGGAAGGCUGACGGGAUGGGAAAGGAAGUUUCAUAAAUCUAUUCCUGAAUGUUUUGGUUGGUGUUUGUUUGUAUUGUCUCAUUCAACCAGUAUGUACCCUUGUUAAUCACAUCUGAUCAGUUCUUUCAAUGAUACCAUAAAUUCAUGCAGUUUUAAAUGUACAAAUGAAAAUGAACCCAACAUAAGUGCUUUGGACACUGUAACUUAAAAGGAAGAAAAGAAACAGAAACAAAUACCCAUCAGGUGUGUGUGUGUGUGUGUGUGUGUGAGAGAGUGAGUGAGAGAGAGUAAGACGGAAAAUAAUCAUGCUUGAGAGAGCGUGAUGGUGUGCAACAUGUCUUUUAUCUAGAUAGGACAUGAUUUUUGGCUGCAAUUUCAACUUUCAGCUUCUGAGCUGCAUGUGAAAACCAGUGUAAAUAAUGUAAUUUCUACUCUUGACUUGAGACUCUUUGAAAUGCAAGAAAAGUUCAGUUAUAAACUCUGUCACACCACCUUCAUAGGUCAGUACUAAUAUGUACGAAAGGAAGUUGUUCAGAUAGUGCGUACAAUACUGUUAAUGUUUUGAAGAGUGAUGGAAGUCCACAUCUGUCAUUUGGAUUAAUUGGAUAAUUGAUUUAGUUUUUUUGUUACGGUGAAUUCAGUGUGUAGGGCUUGGAAGAACAUCUGAUUGCCACCCAUGUUCACUUUCCCUGUUGAAUAAAAAAAAAAAAAUGCAUCCAUUGUAUUUCAGAAACAAUCGGUUUGUAACCCCCCCGGAUCUGUCCUGACUGUAAAACUAUAUGGUGUCUGAUUUUGUUGGGGAAGGGUGGAGGCAUGAGGUUCACUUUUUCCAGUAAAGUUUGAAAUGUUGAACUGAAUCCCAGUUCCAUGGCUUCAAGGUGAGUGUGAAUGUCAGACUGAAAGUAUGAAAUGAUGAUUAAAGAUGAAAAGUUGUAAACUAUUAAAUGGGAUAUUUUCAAUUUAU